Molecule: messenger RNA, 1047 nt
Organism: Schizophyllum commune H4-8
Lineage: Eukaryota; Fungi; Basidiomycota; Agaricomycetes; Agaricales; Schizophyllaceae
Product: zincin
Exons: 4
Coding region: 1-1047 (348 amino acids)
Molecular function (GO): metalloendopeptidase activity
Source: RefSeq, a predicted model, not a curated record
AUGUUCUCCGCUUCUACCAAGGCUGCGCUCGCGUCCGUCGUCCUUUCGGCGCUUGCUGUAUCUGCGACCCAGUCUGUGUCGCUCAAGGUCGCUGGCCCCUCGGACGUCACCGACGUCGAGAACCUCAAGGUCACGACCACGAUCACGAACACGGGCGAUGAGACGCUCAAGCUCUUCAACGACCCCAACUCCGCGUUGAGCACGAUGCCGGCGAACACCUUCGCCAUCAGCAACUCCGCUGGCGCGGUCCCGCAGUUCACUGGCAUUAAGGCCAAGUACUCGAUGGACACUGUCGUUGCGAAGAACAUCAGUGACUUCACCGUCCUUGCUCCAGGCGAGUCCGUUGAGAAGGUUCACGACUUGGCCGCUGCGUACAACUUCACCCUCUCGGGCGAGGAUGCCUACACCUUCGAGGCCUCCAAGUCCUUCUUCCACCUCGCCGACGAUGGCUCCAUCGUCCCCAUCGAGGCCGAGGCGGAGGCACACACCGCAAAGCUCGCCGGCAAGCUCGUCCUCCCCCGCAACACGAUCUCCAAGCGCGCCAGCUACAAGGGUUGCUCCUCCUCGCAGCAGUCGCAGAUCCAGAGCGCGAUCUCCGCCGCGACGACGUACGCCGCCAACGCGUACAGCUACCUCUCCUCGCACACGAGCGCGACGACGCGCUACACGACCUGGUUCGGCACGUACUCGUCGAGCCGCCAUAGCACCGUGCUCUCGCACUUCCAGCACCUGCACGAGGGCGACUACAGCAGCUUCACGUACGACUGCACGUGCACGAAGGCGGACACGUACGCGUUCGUCUACGCGGAUGACUACGGCACCAUCCAUCUCUGCCCGGUCUUCUGGCAGGUCAGCACGACUGGCACGGACUCGCAGGGCGGCACGCUCAUUCACGAGUCCACUCACUUCACCAAGAACGGUGGUACCGACGACAUCGUCUACGGCCAGAGCUCUGCCAAGUCGCUCGCGAAGAGCAGCCCGAGCCAGGCUGUCCAGAACGCCGACAGCCACGAGUACUUCGCGGAGAACAACCCUGCGCUGUCGUAA